Molecule: messenger RNA, 1305 nt
Organism: Thelazia callipaeda (thelaziosis nematode)
Lineage: Eukaryota; Metazoa; Nematoda; Chromadorea; Rhabditida; Thelaziidae
Source: the annotation of a GenBank genome assembly
AUGGUCUCAGUUGCUUCGUGCUCAAAAAAAGGCAGAAAUAAAAGAAAAACGCUCCCAAAAAUUGUAUUACGUCGAUUGCCAGCUGCCAUGACAUGGGAUAACUUACAGGUUCAGCUGUCUCCUGUUCCUGAUUUCGAAUUUGUCGAAUUCAUUGCUGCUAAAAGAGAUGGUGGAGUAUCCUUUUCGAGAGUAUAUUUUGUCUUUAAGAAUGACGAUGAUAUUUUAACAUUCAGAGACCGUUUUCAUGGAUAUGUUUUUAUCGAUGAUAAAGGUGGAGAAUCUGUUGGUAUUGUUGAACUAGCUCCAAAUCCAAAAGUUCCAUAUGAUAACUUAGAAGAUUCGAAAAAGCGUGAUCCAAAGUGUGGAACUGUUGAAUCAGGUUUUGAAACACAAUUAUUUAUUUUUACUAGCAGAGGAAAUGCAAAAGAUUCGAAAGAUCAAGAAUAUAAAAAGUUCUUAGUUGAAAGGAAAAGUCCGGAAGUGUUAGAUCGUGUACCGUUGGAAGUGUUGGUGAGAGAAAUCGAAGAAAAAGAAAAAACAAUAGAGCAGAGCUAUGUGCAGGAAACACCGUUGACUCAAUACAUGGAUAAAAAAGGUGAAGAACGUAUAAAGCGUAUGCAGGAAAGACGACGUACUCGUGAAGAAGAAAAAUAUUUACGAAGCGAACGACGUCGCGAAAGUGAAAAAAACUAUAAUCAAGAACAAAAUGACGCAAAAAAAGUAGUGGAGUUCCGUAAUUCAAAAUUCGAACGAAGCAGUGACGCUGUAGCGAAGGAAUACGAAAGGUCCAAAAUGCGCACACAAUGCUUCGGGGAUCGAAUUGUGGGCUUGGAUAGUAAAGAUGUUGUAAGCGAUCGGCUGAAGCAUGUAGAAUUAAAAAAAAGAGUACGAAAUUUGUCAGCCAGUGAAGAAUGUAGUGUGAAGAAAAUAGAUCAGAAUGAAAAAGUUGAGAAGUCACAAACCAAUAAAAUUGAUGAUACUGAAAAGAUUAAUAAACCUGCUGACUUAAUACCACCAGAUAAUGUCGCUGAAGCAGAACAAGUGAGUAGAGCAGCUCCGAAAAUAUCAAAUAUCACAAUUAGAGGAGCGAGAAACAACUUAUCAGGGGUUGAUGUGGUCGAGGAAAAAAAAGUGAAGAACGAGAAAGCCGUAGAAAGUGAUGCUGUGAAGCCUCGUCGUAAUAAGGAUCGACCAGAACGUGCAAUUUAUCAACCGGGUGCGGCUCGACGUCGAGCUGCAGUCCUGGCUGCAUCUGAUACAAAUCCUGAGACAAAAACUUCUACAAACGGCAAAACAAAAGCUUGA